Molecule: messenger RNA, 1627 nt
Organism: Python bivittatus (Burmese python)
Lineage: Eukaryota; Metazoa; Chordata; Lepidosauria; Squamata; Pythonidae
Source: RefSeq, a predicted model, not a curated record
UUUCAUCCAUUCAGUCCUCCUGCUGGGCUCCGCUGUGCUUUAUAUCAGCAAGCAGGAACACUACGUGGUGCUCAUGGUUUUCGCCCUGGCGCUGGGGUGGUCCAACUUGUUAUAUUACACCCGUGGUUUUCAGCAAAUGGGCAUUUAUUCUGUCAUGCUCGAAAAGAUGAUGCUACGAGACCUGGGUCGCUUCAUCGUGGUUUACCUGCUCUUCCACUUCGGCUUUUCAACCGCUGUGGUGACCCUCAUCGAGGAGGACAACGAGGGGAGGCCAGAGAUCAGCCAGGUGCACGACAUGUGCCCCUGUCCCGUGAAGCCCCGCCCGUCCUACAACAACCUCUACACCACCUGUCUGGAGCUCUUCAAGUUCACCAUUGGGAUGGGUGACUUGGAGUUCACAGAGAACUACCACUUCAAGUCCAUCUUCAUCAUCCUCUUGUUGACCUACGUUGUCCUCACCUACAUCCUGCUGCUGAACAUGCUCAUCGCCCUCAUGGGCGAAACAGUCAACAAGAUUGCGCAGGAGAGCAAAAGCAUCUGGAAACUCCAGCGAGCCAUCACCAUUUUAAACAUUGAGAACAGCUACUGGAACUGCGUUGUCAACUCUUUCCGGUCUGGGAAGCGGGUUUUGGUGGGGACAACCCCAGACGGCAAGGAUGAUUACCGCUGGUGCUUCCGAGUGGACGAGGUGAAUUGGUCCACCUGGAAUACCAACCUGAGCAUCAUCAACGAAGACCCGGGAGGAUCCGCAGAAGAGCUGAAGCGAAACCUCAGCUUUUCUUUCAAAUCUGGCAGAGUUUCUGGAAAGAACUGGAAGACCUUGGUCCCGAUUCUGAGAGACGGAAAACGAGAAGGAUCGCUUAAACCCAUUUCGGAGGACUAUGCUGAUUCGGAGGAACAAGAUGCCCGGAAAAAGUCCCUCCCCAACUCUGCCUUAUGAUCGUUGGUGGAAGACGGGUGGUGCAAUGCACACGAGCAGGAGGUCUCUCUUCUUCCUGCAGGGUCUGGUCCCCUCCCUAUCCAAUGCCUCGAUGAUCAAGCUCCUAGCAUCUUGUCCAAAGGCCACAGUGUGUUUCUUGAGUUCAUUUCAGUUCCUUCCAAGGACACGGAGGGAGGUGGAUGAGUUGCAUGGAGCCAUAAACAAGCAGUAUGAAGAAACAUCCCUUCCACACGAAUCAUAAUAAUUGUCGAAAACGAUUAUUGGUUGAGAACAUCACACCGUGCAUGCUUAGAGCCACAAGCCCCUUUGCGCUGAGUGGAGCUUACUAGGGCUUUCCUCAGGGAUAAGCAGGGGAAAAGAGAAGGUCAAAGGCGUGUUAGUUUCAUACCUAUAUCAGCUGCUUUCAGAGGCUGCGAGGGGACCGAGAGGCAUUUCUUAUUUUCAUUCAAACGUAACGCCAUCCUGGAACGCCUUCGGUGGCAUGGGGGUGUCACGGGUUCUUUUUUCAACUGUCCCCAGUGAGAUUGACCCAGACUCAAGAGAGACGCAAAAGCACUGGACCCGGGACCGGUGGUUUCUUUAUAAAGGCUGGGGGGAUGUUUUCUUUUGCACAAACAAAUGUGUAAAAGUGAUAUGUGAGGGCUUCCUCCUGUUCCUAUCCUAUCUGAUCCGAUCCUAUCCUAUCAC